AUGUUUACGAUGCCCUGGAAGGAGAAAGCCGGUUCCAACAGCGACUGUGGGGAAUGCGCUCCGGGCCCCCCGACCGUGCUUACUUAAGCUAAUGGAAGGUCUUGCCUUUCAGUAGCCGCUGCACCGGGAUACCAGACAAACAGCCCCCCGCGACCCCUAGCAGGCAGGGCCCCUCUUCGGGACCUCAUUAAAAGCACAUGCGCUUGUUUCGCGCUGGUUGGCGGCCUCGGAGGGCGAGAUUCAGGGCUCCGCUCGGAAGCCAAGGAGAAGCCAGGGCGGUGGAAAACAUCCUCGCUUUGAAAAGCCAAAUCUAAAUUAAAGAACUACAUGAGAGAAGGAGUCUGAAGAAUAUUAGUUGGCCGCGGGGUGAGGAGAGACCCGAAAAGCACAGCAGGUAAGAGCCGGGGGCAGCUGCCAAGAAGGAACUGUCCCAGGUGGCGCGGCGCAAUGGAUACAGUAUCGGCGCUGGAGGCCCGUCUCCAGGAGCCCUCGGGGCGUGGUCGAGCUCGCCUCCUUCCACCAGUUUCGCCAGGAGGGACGUCGUCUUAGCCUUCCCCGUCCGUGCGACUAAUCCUGUUAUCAGCUGGGUUAUAAAUAUCAACGUCCCCCUGGCCCUUCGCGGAUGCUGUCGCAUCAGAUCCAGGGCUGCUAGGACGCGGAUCACCUGUCCCGCCUCUCCCUGCGAGAAACCGAUGAGACACUGGACCAAGAGGACUCGAUGGCGGUCUAUCCGGAGAGCUGCGUGGACGCCACCGUGCUGGACUUCGUCGCAGACCUGUCCCUCGCCUCCCCGGGGCACCCUCUCCUCUGCGACUUCGCUCCCGGGCUCCCCUUUGGGGACCGAGGCCUCGCGCUGCAGGAGGGAAGACCCAGGAGUCUGGCGUGCUUUGGCGAGGAUCCCGAAGAAGAGGGGGGUGAAGUCGACGAGGGGGAGGAGGGGGAAGAGGGGCCGGGAAGAGGCGCCUCCCUGCUGGGCCGCCCCAAGAGGAAAAGGGUGAUCACCUACGCCCAGCGCCAGGCGGCCAACGUCCGCGAGAGGAAGCGCAUGUUCAACCUCAACGAGGCUUUCGACCGGCUGCGCAGGAAGGUGCCCACUUUUGCGUACGAGAAAAGGCUGUCUCGGAUCGAGACCCUCCGCCUGGCCAUCGUCUACAUCUCCUUCAUGACCGAGCUCUUGGACAGCUGCAAGAAAAAGGAAACCUGCUGAGCCCGUGCGCGAGGGCGCGUCGGCCGCCUCCCGCCUGGGCGCCUGCGAGUUUAGGGCGUUUGGGGUCCCGGCGGCGGGAAGGCCUGGAGGGACGCUCCGAGGCAGGACGUCGGACCUCCUGGGGCUCGGUUCGGAUUGUAAAACGCCCAGAGCCCUCGCCGAGUUACCACGUUCGCGGUCGCG
Messenger RNA from Miniopterus natalensis, 1390 nucleotides. RefSeq names its product Fer3 like bHLH transcription factor (gene FERD3L). Gene Ontology annotation, molecular function: RNA polymerase II transcription regulatory region sequence-specific DNA binding; DNA-binding transcription factor activity, RNA polymerase II-specific; protein dimerization activity. NCBI's taxonomy places the organism in Eukaryota, Metazoa, Chordata, Mammalia, Chiroptera, Miniopteridae. Gene Ontology annotation, biological process: regulation of transcription by RNA polymerase II; developmental process. The record is from RefSeq and is a predicted model, not a curated record.